UCGAGAGGAAGUGGGUGUCUUUUUCGGAAAUGUGCAUGGUGGAAAGGGAUUAUUUGUUCUGGUUCUGGGUUUUUUCAUGUUCAAUUUUUGCAUUGUGUUUUAUCUCUACCUUUUUUCUUUUUUAGCUGUCUUUUCUCCCUUUCCUCCACUCCCAUAACACGGGAGAUAUUCAGCCGUGUGUUCCAUUCCUCUCUUUUUAUUGCCCCCCCUUCGAUGAUUGAUGGCGUACUCGACUUUUUUCCUUUCAUUUGGAGCUUGUGGCUUUGUUUUUCUAUCGCUAUGGCAAUUGCAGCGGUCGCUUUCCACACACACACGCACACUUCUUCGGAAUCCUGAUAUUCCCUUGGAAUUUGUCUUUUUUUUUCACUUUUCUUUUUUUCCGUCGUGAGUUGUAUAUACCAAAAUACCCAUCACCACCACUGCCCCUUGGCUAUCAUAUCAACAAGUCAAGUCAUGCAAAAGGGGGAGUUAGUGAGUGAGUAGGGGGAAGUUGGCAUUAGCAUCGUGGACAACUGGUGAAGUUAAUUAAUGACGACGGAUAACUUACCGCAUCUAACGUU
Molecule: messenger RNA, 560 nt
Organism: Tuber melanosporum (Perigord truffle)
Lineage: Eukaryota; Fungi; Ascomycota; Pezizomycetes; Pezizales; Tuberaceae
Exons: 1
Source: RefSeq, a predicted model, not a curated record